AUGCCGGCAAGGGGGCGCUUGGCGGAUAGCAAGGUUCUGUUGGAGAGGUCGGUGAGAUUCAUUCAGGGUGGGUUUACCGAUUUGGUCUGGGGCAAUAGACUCAAACCGCCCGAGUAUGGACGCACUUUUUCGAGGGCUUCGUCCUUGCGUUUCUUUACGCAGUACAAUGAGUACGAGAGGAGCAUGGGUCUCUGCAACAGUGGGCAGUCCAUCAAACGCCCGCUGCUUAAUGAAUGUCAACUGUUGCGCCAGUCUAUCCACAAAUGCCUGUCGCGCACAUACUUUGAUGGCACCGAACUCGAAGAAACUGACCUGUGCGAGGCUCUGGCCAAACAUGCUGAAUGCUGGACGGACGAUACCAUUGAGCCUUCGAUUGCGGCCGCUGCGGUGACUCGUAUGGUAGCUAUGGGGACUAAGGCUACUGCUGUAGAUCGGAUCGAUGCUGUUCGAAGUCGCCUCGAGCGCGAAUACCCGAGUGCUGAACGCAAUUCCGCGGGCGCGUUUAAGAAUGGUUCGGCUGCUGUCAUGAGCAAAGCAGUUGUGGCUGAGUCGGCUCCGCCCGAGUUUAAGGUCGAGGUGGAAAGCAAGCUGGACAUGCAAGGUAGCUGGAAGGAUAACCCCGAGCUAGUCUUUGAGAUCGCACGGGAUGUUGCGGUCGAGUGGCGCACGGUUGAGUUGGCAGACAGGCAGCGUGGGCAAUCGCGUGGUGGCGGCGUACAGGCCCGUAAAAAAAACAUCUCAGCAACAGAAAUGGAGGAAAACGAACGCGCCUGGUGGCGCUGGCGGUGCAGGUGCGUCUUCAUUUGCCAAGCUUGUUACGAGUUUCAGGUGGACGGGCUGUUUUUGCUGGUGAACCCCAGGGCGAGGAAGCUCCGACGCCUUUCCUCCCGCCAGACCCGUCGCCGUCAGCUGCCACUGCCCUCCGCAUCCUUCGCAGCGUCGACUGAGGGGGUGGGGGUACCACCCGGUCCUGAGGGUCCGUGCGUGCCAGCGUUUCGUGGAGUCCAGCCCGGAGGUCGUAGAGGGCAUACAAAACCCGGAGAACUGAAAGUCGCGGAUGGCCGCCGCGUGCUCGAGGUUAUUCAAAAAACCUGCCCAGUGCGUAUUGCUUUGCACACCAGCUGGGGGUUAGUGUCGGUGGACCCGUUUUCGUUGGCGGUCAUGACUGGCAACGAUGAGGUGGUUAUUCUUGGCAACCCGACGCUGAAGGCGUUGGGUAUCGAUGUGUACGAGAGCUUGGGGACAUGUUCGCGUUCGCGCGCUAGCGUCAUGGGUGUUCAGACCACGGCGUGGAAAGAAUGCCGCCGAGUUACGCUUGCCGUUGAUGCCCUGCAGCGGAGCGAAGGCCGGGAGCAAGUCGAGCAGGAUCCAGCGGUCAAGCGUCUGGUGGCGCAACGCCCCCAUGCGGACAUGAGCCCUGAGGAGGAGGCAUCGGCGCGGUCUGCAUCGUUGGACAGCGCUGUCUCUUCCGCCGUUGUAGCUGGAUUGGACGAGCCGCACGUAGGCCGUCUACGGAGCAUCAUCCGAGAGCGCUGGAAUGCGUUCCGCCCUGGUAUGCGACCGGGUGACCCUCCCGCGAACGUAGAGCCUCUUCGGGUCACCCUCAAGCCAGGAGCACUGCCGGUUAAAGCUCGACCGCGGACCUACAACCCGAUCAAGACCGCGUGGCUGGCGGGGUGCAUGGCGUCGCCUGUCGUGCUGGGCUUGGUGUUCCUCAAUAUGCAGGCCGUGUCGGCCAGCGCCGCGAUGGCGACUCCGAAGAAAGGGGGAUACCGGCUGCUGAGUGACUUUCGUGCGGCAAAUAACCAAGUAGAGAAGGUGCCUGGUGUUAUGCCGAACCCUGAAGCAAGUAUGGCUCAGUUUAGUGCGACCAAGUUUCACGGGAGCUUGGAUCUGUUACGAGCGUACUGUCAGCGUCCGUUGUCUCCGGAGGCGCAGAAAAUCUUCACGAUUGCCACGCCGCGUGGCCUCCACACGCCCAAGCGGGUGCCGCAAGGUAUUUUGAACGCUACGUCCUAUUUCCAGGCCACCCUGUCGCGCAUCCUCGAGGGGCUGAACUGCCUCGUCUGGGUAGACGGUGUCGUGAAUCGGGGCAUGGAAGAAGACGACUUGCUUAACACCCUCGACAUGAUUGUUGAACGCCUGGACGGGGCUGGACUUACGUGGCCGCCCACAAAUGCACGUUUUUUGAGACCAGCAUCACAUGGUGCGGGAAGGUGUACUCCCAGGGCAAGGUUGAGCAUGAUCCCGAGCGGCUAAGCGGUCUGGAAAACAUGCGGCGUCCUGAGGCAGCUGGUGAGCUGAUGCAGUUCCUGCAGUCUUUCAAUUGGUCGUGGACAUCUCUACCGCGGAUGGCGGAGGUUGUGUGGCCGCUUCGCGUGUUUAUGGAGCAGCAUUUGGUCGGUGCCAAGAGCCGAACGAAGCGCGUGGCCGAGAAUCGCGCGAUCGCUGCGGAUGCGUGGACGCCCGCGCUGAUCGCAGCGUGGGAUGCCGUGCAAAACCUCGUUGCCCGUGCUGUUGCCUUGUCUCACCCCCGCCCAGGUUGCGCCAUGUUGGUGUUCCCCCAUGCGUCCGAUGAGCAUUGGGGAGUUUCCUUACCCAAGUGCCCCACGAUCAGCUGGAUCGUAACGUCCCGGUGGAGGAUAUGGCUCAUGAGCCGAUGGGAUUCUUGAGCGGCACAUUCAAGGGCGCGCAGCAGCGGUGGGCCACGGUGGACAAGGAAGGGUACGCGAUUGUGAGUACGUUCAAGCGGCUGGAGUAUUUGCUUUGGGAUGGCGUGCAUAUCUUCACCGAACACCGUAAUCUCGCGUACAUUUUCGACCCGGAACCUUGCGUGUCCGCCGUAGCGGAAACAACGACUCAGCGUCUCGACCAGUGUAAAGCACUCUUAGGCCAAUACGAUUACACCACGCGGCACAUUUCGGAAGAGCGUAAUUGUUGGGGGGACCUUCUGUCGAGGUGGGUCUCUGUGCCGUCAGUGAGUGUUCGUGUGGCCGUGGUUUACGCCCCCAGCGAACCUGGACCGUCAAAGUGGGCCUGAUGGUCUGUGCCCAUAUGAAAGGAGCUGGGCAUCGUGGCGCCGUCGCCACCUUGCAGCGGUUGUCCGAGUACUGUUGCUGGUUUCGGAUGGAAGAACACGUCACCGACUUCGUCAAGCAGUGCCUACAUUGUAUGGACUCGAAGGUGCGGGAAAAGGUGCCUCGCCCGCUUGGAAACCGUCCACGGCACGCGUCCUGGCGAAGUUGUUAUUUUUGACUACCUCUAGGUGGGAGCGAGUGGCCUGCCGGGAGAAUCAUCGCUUGGACGAGUAGGACGGGCUCAAGUACAUUUUGGUCAUGAUGGACGACUUGUCAAACUGGGUUUGGCUGGAGCCCACGGUGGCAUGGACCGCCCGCCUGACUGCGUAGCAUCUUCUUACGUGGUGCAAGAUUUUGGGUGUUCCGGAGGUCUGGGUGAGUGAUACCGCUUCCAAUUUCGAAAAUCAUUUGAUGGCUCCCCUUGAGACUGCACUCGGUGUCGAUCGAAAAUUUUCCGUCGCCAACUCUCCCUGGUCUAACGUUACGUGCGAGCGAAUGACGCGCGAAGUGUUUCGUACUUUAAAGGCCGAGAUUCAGGAGGAGAGGAGGAGUACUCACGAUUGGGUUGCUCUGGUGCCAGCUGUUCAGUGGGUCUUGAACACCGCCCAUCGCGAACGCUACGGUUCGACGCCGUACCACGUCAUGUUUGGUAGAACACCGCGCACUGUGUUUUCGACUUUGGCGUCGCCUGCCGGCGCUGAAUGGAAGGCGGACGUCCUGGAUAGAAGGCUUUGCAGCAUAUCGUUGAGGCCCAGUGUCACUUGCACAAGGAACUUCUGGAUAAGGUGCAGGCGGGGUAGGAAAUCGGCACCGAGCGUCUGCCCGCGUUGGGUGCCUGCCGGACUUUGCGGUGGGGGACUACGUGUUGGUGGCGCGCGAACGUCGGCGUGGGUCGACCCCGAAGCUUCUCAUGACUUGAACGGGGUCGUGGAGGAUUGUCGCUGCUGAGAGAUCGCAUAUGUACGGAGUCCUGAACAUUGUUUCGGGUGCAGUUCGAGAUGUCCACGUCACUCGCUUGCGGUUGGUUCGACGCCGAUGCCGCUCUCGAGAUCACGGCCGAGUUGAAGGACGUUUUUCAGCAUGCUUUAACGCAGGGGGAGUUCGAGAUGGCGGCGAUCGUGAACGUGUUCGACUCGGAAGAUGGCCCUGGGUUUGAUAUAGAAGUGUAAUGGGUUGGUU
This is a messenger RNA of Ectocarpus sp. CCAP 1310/34, 4256 nucleotides long. The record is from the annotation of a GenBank genome assembly. Lineage: Eukaryota; Phaeophyceae; Ectocarpales; Ectocarpaceae.